Molecule: messenger RNA, 2242 nt
Organism: Neurospora crassa OR74A
Lineage: Eukaryota; Fungi; Ascomycota; Sordariomycetes; Sordariales; Sordariaceae
Product: methoxy mycolic acid synthase 1
Exons: 4
Coding region: 504-2012 (502 amino acids)
Source: RefSeq, a predicted model, not a curated record
AUUUGGAUAUCUCAGCACUUUUCAACACUACACUUGACCAUUUCCCAUCCUAUAGCAUCGGCCGUGACAGCCUUGUUCAUGCUCCUACCUAUACUCGUGAUUUUCGUCUUCGGCCUCAUCCUUCCGGGCCGACUCAACUUCUCCUAUUGCCGUUGGCUGCGCUCCAUUGUUGACCUACCAAUUGGACCUGACACUCUUUCGUCCCAACUCUUGCAAACCUGAAAGCCCCCUUUUCUGAUCAAUACCUGCGCAGAUUCGCGCAACAGACACAAUAGCGCGUCUGCUAUUCACUCGGACUUGCGGCCUCCAAUCCAGCCCAGAGUCCAACCUUUUCUGGUGACUCAGAUCAACUCCAGACGCUUCCUCCUCGAUACAAAUUCUGCCAACUCCCGAUCUCAUAGCUUCCCACGGACAGGAUCCCAAAGAGUACGAGUGGAACCAACCUGAGGCAGUCCCCAAGCGCAUCUAUCCUCAAUCAAAUCACGAAAAAAGCAGAAAGUCUCAUGGAUCACUUCGCAAGAGUCCUGGAGUUCGGAGAGAUACAUCCUCUACAACAUCUUGCCAACAUUCACCAAGGUCUCACAGAGAUAUUCUACCUGGGCACUGCGCACCUGCGCUACAAGCUAGGUAGCUUGACAUGGGGUCCCGCCAUCCAGUUCGCCAAAGACAUGGCCCAAACCACGUUCGCUUCCCUCAAAGUUGGCACCUUUCUUCUCGUUGACCAAGUGUCCGACGAGGUUUUUGUGCACGGCGAAUCAUUCGGCACUGGGCCUGACGAGCUCGGCAACCUCGUCCUCUGCCUCCGCCGCCCUUCCGAAUCUGAGGACGAGCGUAAGGCCACCGAUCUCCCUGGUGCGGAGCUGGUUGUGAAGGACGACGCGUUCUGGUUGCGACUACUUCUGUUCACCGACAUGGGUUUUGCAGAGUCGUACAUGCUCGGCGAGUUCGAGUGUGACGAUCUGACGUCCUUCUUCCAAUUGUUCAUCUUGAACCGUGAACAGCUGAACAACGGCACGACUUUGUUUUCUGGGUUAUUUUCCCACGUCGCCGGUCUCGCUCGCCUGGCAAAUACCAUGGACAAUGCUCGUCUGAACAUCGUCAGGCAUUACGACAUCAGCAACGGCAUGUUUGCUGCUUUUCUGUCGCCAGAUAUGAUGUAUUCGUGUCCCAUCUGGAACCACACGACUAACAGUCGCACCAAACAGGAGGAGAGUCUGGAAAGUGCUCAGAUGAGAAAGAUCAACUAUUUCAUUGAAGCAGCCAAAAUCAAGCGAACCGACCAUGUCCUGGAAUUUGGGACCGGCUGGGGCACCAUGGCUAUUGAAGCCGUGCGCCAGACAGGCUGCCGCGUCACGACUAUAACCCUGUCACAGGAGCAAAAGACCUUCGCGGAGAGGAGGAUCUGGGCAGCGGGGUUUUCGGACAAGAUUGCUGUGCAUCUGUUGGACUACCGAAUGCUGCCUGACCCGGAGGUCCCCUACGACAAGAUCAUAUCUUGCGAAAUGAUCGAGGCCGUGGGCGAAAAGUUUCUGGCCACGUUUUUCUCGCGCGUUGACAGGCUGCUGAAGAAAGACGGAGGGAUUGCCGUGUUCCAGUGCAUCACCAUGCCGGAGGGACGACACAAAGGCUAUUCGAAGCGUGAAGACUUCAUUAACCACUACAUAUUCCCUGGAGGAUACCUCCCAUCUGUCACGCAGUUGAUCAACCACAUCACGACCGAGUCCAACGGAACGCUCAUUGUCGAAAAGAUCAAGAACAUCGGUCCACAUUAUGUCAAGGCGCUGAGGCUGUGGAGGGAGGCCUUUAUGAACAGGUUUGACAGCGUGAUCGUGCCGGCCUUAAUGGUGGAGCAUCCUAGCUUGACGGAGACAGACGUUGAAGUGUUUAAGCGGAAGUGGGAGUACUACUUUUCGUAUAGUGAGGCCGGUUUCCUGACCAAGACGUUGGGCGAUGUGAUUAUCACAGUUGGCAGGGAGGGUGCGCUUGAGCUGAUGGAGGGUAUUCCCUUGUGAUCAUUACUGAGGAACGCAGUGAAGAUGAUUUUGCCUCCAGUUUCGUGUGCAGCAAAGCAUUAUGGUGAUCAUGGCCAGUAAGGAAAGGGCGGAUGUUGGUGAUUGUUAGAGAUGGUUUCGGGCAGCAACAUAUAGACCGCGGCAUGGCAUCUUGUGAGUUUUAGGCGUCCGUUUGCUAGUUUCACUCGGAUUGUAUGCGAAGCAAGAAAACGACGAUCGAUGUCAAGGAC